Molecule: messenger RNA, 1641 nt
Organism: Branchiostoma belcheri (Belcher's lancelet)
Lineage: Eukaryota; Metazoa; Chordata; Leptocardii; Amphioxiformes; Branchiostomatidae
Product: dnaJ homolog subfamily A member 3, mitochondrial-like
Exons: 12
Coding region: 52-1506 (484 amino acids)
Biological process (GO): negative regulation of apoptotic process; response to heat; protein folding
Cellular component (GO): mitochondrion
Molecular function (GO): heat shock protein binding; protein kinase binding; ATP binding
Source: RefSeq, a predicted model, not a curated record
AGAGGUUGCGAUCACCAUCUACGCGCUUGCGCAGAACAGCAGCCGAGAAAAAUGGCGGUGUCCCGGUUUUGCAGACUGAAUUUGUCGAAAAAUCUUCAAUUUUCCGCGUCGCACAGAAACCCCAGAUUUCCAGGGACUACCAACAGUUCUCUCAUAGUUUACUUCAGAAGUUUAUCGCAUUUUAGGGCGCCAGUAUGUGGAUGUCAAGCCAUUUUAACCGGCAGAAUAGCACAACCGUGGCAAAGGGCACCAGAAGGAAUAGCAGCGUUCCAUACCUCCUCAGUUUGCACACAGAGAAAAGACUUUUACAAAAUUUUAGGAGUUUCAAAAAAUGCUUCACAGAAAGAUAUAAAGAAGGCCUACUAUCAGUUGGCAAAGAAGUGGCAUCCAGACACAAACAAGGACAAGGACGCUGGGAAGAAGUUUGCAGAAGUUGCAGAAGCAUAUGAGAUAUUAGGUGAUGACCAGAAGAGGCGUGAAUACGACACGUUUGGUUCGGCUGGUGCAUUCGGCGGUGCCGGCGCCAGUACGGGCCACGGGUUCUCCCAGAGCCAGUGGUCGACAAAUGUGGAUCCGGAGGAACUGUUCCGCAGGGUGUUCAGCGAGUUCUCCAACGCGGGAAGAGGGUUCCAGGGCUUCGACUUUGAGUCACAAUUCGAGCAACCACAAGAGUUUGUGAUGGACCUGACCUUCACCCAAGCGUGCCGAGGGGUUAACAAGGAGCUGAACUUCAGCAUGAUGGACACCUGUCCCAGAUGUAAGGGCAACAAGGCAGAGCCAGGCACCAAAAUCACUCGCUGUCAGUACUGUCAUGGCACUGGACAGGAAACCAUCAACACGGGUCCGUUCAUGAUGCGCUCGACCUGUCGGCGUUGUCGGGGUCAGGGCACCAUCUACACCACCCCCUGUAUCGUCUGCAGGGGACAGGGCAAGACUCAGCAGAAAAAAUCUGUCAUGGUGCCUGUACCUGCAGGUGUUGAGGAUGGACAGACUGUGAGAAUGCCCAUGGGAAGUAAGGAGCUCUUCAUCACAUUCAGGGUUGCGAGGAGUGAGUACUUCCGGCGUGAAGGUGCAGACAUCCACACAGACGCAGCCAUCUCCAUCGCUCAGGCCAUUCUCGGAGGGAACAUGCGCAUCAAGGGCAUAUAUGACAACGUCACAAUCGAUAUCCCGCGUGGCACCCAGUCCCACACUCGGCUGAGACUGCCAGGGAAGGGCAUCAAACGUGUGCAGGGGUACGGCUACGGAGAUCACUACGUACACAUCAAGAUUAAAGUACCAGAUUCCUUGUCCUCCAAGCAGAAGGCCCUGGUCAUGGCGUAUGCAGAAGAGGAGAGUGAUGUGGACGGGACAGUCCAGGGCAUCACUAACACUCAGGAUGUUGAGAAAACGCGAGUUCAGGCUAGUGUGGGGGAUACAGAGGAGGUAGAGCAGAAGGAGGGAGGGGGAGUCCUCAGCAAGCUUAAGGACAAGGUUCUGGGGUGGCUGGGCAACCUUCAACGGUAGCACGAUUUCUUAGAGGUGGGAAACAGGCUAUAGAAGAUGAGGAAGGUCUGCUGGCCAAGGUGAAGUCUGUACUUUGUGGAGACUGGAUACCCAAGCGCAAGAUCGGACAGAACUAAAGAUCUAAAGCAACAACCA